AUGGAAAUCAUAUCAAAUGUCCAAUCAAUUUUAAUAUUGGAAAUUGAUUUUUUCAAAAAUACUGUAAAAUACAACAACAACAAACCAAAUGGUUCAACUGAAAUUAUUUCAAUCAAACAAUUUUGUCAGUCAUAUAAAAUCAAUCAAGAUAUUUUAAAAAAAAGAAUUACCUCUUUUAAUUGUACAAUAUUGGACUUUUCAAUCAAAAACUAUCGUCUCUCUGGAAAAUAUAUUGAAAAAACCAGUCUUUUCCAAGGAAUCAUAAUUGAUAAUAGUCAAGAAAAACUAAAACUUAAAAGAUUAAAAAAUACAUUAUCAAUUGAUCCAUUGACAGGUCUACAAAAUAGAUAUCAACUUUAUAAAAAGAUUCAAAAGUUUUGCUCCAUAUCAAAUACUGACCAUUGUGCCAUUUAUUUUAUCGACCUUGACCAUUUUAAACAAAUCAAUGAUAUUCAUGGACAUGACAAUGGAGAUGUUGUCCUCAGAUCUGUAGCCAAUCGUUUCCAAAAAUAUGCAGACGAAUCAGUCCUACCAGUACGACUAUCAGGUGAUGAAUUUCUAAUUGUCAAACGUGACAUUGAAUCAACUGAACAAGCCAACCAAUUUAUAAACCAAUAUUUAUCAAAUGUACAAAGUGAAAAUAUCAAUCUAGUCAAUUGCAAAACCAAUAUAAAAGUUUCUCUUUCCUUUGGUGGUGUAGUAUUUACCAAAUCUCAAUCAACCAUGGUCGACAAGUUGAUUAAAAAAUCAGACCAAUUAAUGUACCAAAUGAAAAAGAAUAAUCAUAAUAAUAGUUGUAUAAUUGAUUUUGUAGAAUAA
Messenger RNA from Cavenderia fasciculata, 819 nucleotides. RefSeq lists its product as uncharacterized. The record is from RefSeq and is a predicted model, not a curated record. The transcript has a single exon. The coding region runs from base 1 to 819 and encodes 272 amino acids. NCBI's taxonomy places the organism in Eukaryota, Evosea, Eumycetozoa, Acytosteliales, Cavenderiaceae.